AUGGAAGCAUCCAGCCAUUCUUAUUCCGGUGAUAUAAAAGGUGGACUAUUUCAUGGAAGAGGUGUAUUAAUUUACUCAAAAAAUGAAAAAUAUGAAGGAGAUUUCGUAAUGGGUAAGAGAGAAGGCUUUGGUAAAUUUACUUAUGCUGAUGGAGCUUCUUAUGAAGGUGAAUGGGUUGACGAUAAAAUCCAUGGUCAAGGAAAGGCAAAUUUUUCUAGUGGAAAUACUUAUGAAGGGCAAUGGGAAAAUGGAAAGAUCAAUGGAUAUGGUAAGUUAACUUUCAGCAAUGGGGAUAUAUACGAGGGAGAAUGGGCUGAUGGUAAAAUGCACGGAAGAGGUGUGUAUAAGUAUGUAGAUGGUGAUAUUUAUUCAGGUGAAUGGAGAGAUGAUAAAAGGCAUGGAAAAGGUACGGUAACAUAUGUAAGUAGCACAGGGGAUCAAAUUAUUGAAAAAUACGAAGGAGAUUGGGUGAAUGGUAAGAUGCAUGGUCACGGAAAGUAUGUCUAUGUUGAUUCUGCUGUAUACGAAGGUGAUUGGUUCGAAGGUUCCAUGCAUGGCAAGGGUACGUACAUUUUCCCAUGUGGAAAUGUUUAUGAAGGUGAAUGGGUUAAUGAUGUUAAAGAAGGCUAUGGUGUAUUGACUUAUCAGAAUGGUGAGAAAUACGAAGGAUAUUGGAAGGAUGGCAAAGUUAAUGGCAAGGGUACUUUAACUUAUAGUAGAGGAGAUAAGUAUGUUGGCGACUGGCUUGAUGCAAAAAAGCACGGUGAAGGUGAACUGUUUUAUUCCAAUAAUGAUAGAUUCAAAGGUAAUUGGGUUGCUGACAAAGCAUGCGGAUUUGGAGUAUACACUUAUGCUAAUGGGAAUAGGUAUGAGGGGUAUUGGGAAAAUGACAGGAGGCACGGAAAAGGAGUAUUUUACUGCGCAGAAGAUAACAAUGUAUAUGAAGGUGAGUGGGCAAAUGGAAGGAAGGACGGUAAAGGAAUCCUCAGAUUUGCAAUGGGGCAUUCAAUACAAGGGAUAUGGAAAGAUGGAGUUCUUUCACAAUUCCACAGUUUGCAGUUCCCACCCGAAUCACAAUGGUCAAAUCCAAACUUUUAA
Molecule: messenger RNA, 1098 nt
Organism: Cryptosporidium ubiquitum
Lineage: Eukaryota; Apicomplexa; Conoidasida; Eucoccidiorida; Cryptosporidiidae
Exons: 1
Coding region: 1-1098 (365 amino acids)
Source: RefSeq, a predicted model, not a curated record